This is a messenger RNA of Homarus americanus (American lobster), 2114 nucleotides long. Its product is annotated as ataxin-3-like. Gene Ontology annotation, molecular function: cysteine-type deubiquitinase activity. The coding region runs from base 62 to 1210 and encodes 382 amino acids. Gene Ontology annotation, cellular component: nucleus. The record is from RefSeq and is a predicted model, not a curated record. Lineage: Eukaryota; Metazoa; Arthropoda; Malacostraca; Decapoda; Nephropidae. Gene Ontology annotation, biological process: protein deubiquitination. The transcript is spliced from 9 exons.
UUGGUUAAUGAGGAGGAAGUUUUGGGGAAGGUGUCAGUAGAGGUUGUGGUCAGUGACAGCCAUGGAGUUGGUGUAUCACGAGAAGCAAGAUGGGCUGUUGUGUGGCCAACAUUGUCUCAACAACCUCCUCCAGGGUCAGUACUUCACUGCUGUAGAUCUGGCAGACAUAGCACAGCAGAUGGACCAAGCUGAACAGAGUCACAUGGCCGAGUUGGGCAUGCACACUGAUGAAUUUAGACGGUUUAUGGAGCAACCCUCAGUGAACAUGGACGACAGCGGUAUGUUCAGCGUCCAGGUGCUGACCUCCGCCCUGCGAGUAUGGGAUCUCACUCUGGUGCCAUAUGCCUCCACUAAUGCUUUAGCAAGAGCGGCACGGGACAAUCCAAUAGAACAACAGGCAUAUAUUUGUAACUUCAAGGAACACUGGCUGACAGUACGGAAACUGGGCCAUCAGUGGUUCAACCUGAAUAGCCUCCUCUCACAACCUGAGCUGAUCUCCAAUACUUAUCUGGCACUGUUCCUCACACAGCUCAUGCAUGAAGGUUAUUCAAUAUUUGUGGUAGAUGGUAAGCUGCCUCCAUCUGAGGCAGAUGAGACACUUCGUCUUCACCCAGCACAACAGACCACCAAACCCAGGCUGCUCUCUGAGGUAUCAGACGAAAGGAAUAACAGCAACGAGGACAGUGACUUGAAGGCAGCCCUCGCAGCCAGUCUGGCUAAUGUUGCCUCAUCCCAGGGUGAACCAUCCCAUGUGGAGGGACAUGAUGAUCUACAAGCUGCCAUACAAAUGUCUCUCCAAAAGGCAUCCACCCUACACAAGCCUCACACCCCUACAGAAGAUGACUUGGAGAAGGCCCUGCAGCUGAGCCUAUCUAGUGAGGGGGAACAAGCUACCCCAACAAAUCAGAUUGUGGCAGGACCUUCCCAUGAGGAAGAGUACCUGGAGGCAGCUAUUCGUUUGAGUUUAGGUCAGCACAGUCCAGAGGCUACAGAUGAUGACCUGGAAAGAGCUUUGCAACUGAGCCUGUCUACAGAGUCAGAAAAAAAUAGUCCAUCAGAUCACUCUGCAGGAUACUCAUCCACCAAGAACCAACUCCCUCACAGUCAUCACAGUCCAGAGGCUGCAGCCUCCAGCACUCAUGAUGAACCAGACGUCGAAGAAAUUCGCAAGAGACGACUUGCCUUCUUAAGCAAGCAGAAGACACCUUGACCUUCCUAGUAACGGCCGCUUCUCCUGUGAGGAGGAUUGUGAUGUAUUCGUUAACUACCGCAUAAGCUGCCUUUAUGGAAUAUAAUUCCACACCUUGUUCAACAUGAAUCAGGUCAAUUUAUACCAGUGUGCUUAUUUUGUAAGUGAACUAUUCUGAGCACAAUAUAAACUGUCUGCAUAUAAUUGUACAGUAAAAGGAUUUCUUAAUAUAUUUGGAUAAGUUUGUGUGUGUGUGUAAGUGUGCUCCUGUAUGUAUGUAUGUAUGUAUUUAGAGGAUUUUGACUCUACAGACUUUAGUUUAUUGUUAUAUUUUUAAUACUACAUCACCCUGAGGAAGCUUCUUUCUGAGAGAGAGAGAGAGAGAGAGUGACCACGAGGAUCCUCUACCACAUCUGAUACCCCCUAUGGUUUAACUUAUCUCCCUCUACCCAAUAGUAGUGAUUCAUAAGACCUUAUUGGCAGUAAAACAGCACCAGGGUGACAACUAUUCUUGGAGUAAAAUUUGACAGCAUCAGUAUUAAUAAACAGAAGAUGUUGACAGUGGGAAAGAUAUUUGAACUUUCAUAAUUCCAUAAUAUACUGGUUUAUGGAGGUUGUAGUCAGGAUGACACAUCUUCUGGUGAGCUGGCCAAUACAUUAAUAAUCAUCAUAAACUCAUGGAUAGACCUGUGUAUGUGUGUGUGCGUGCGUGUGUUCAUUUAAACUUAAUAAAAACUUCUAUGCAAGAAAUACAUUCAUAAUCAAUCUGAUUGAGAAAGAACCAUUGUUUGUUCUUUUAUAGAAAUAUGUACAGUACAGUAUAGUCUGGUUUACGCGGUUAAUUAAACCCAUGGAGGUCCGUGUAUAAAGUGAAACGCGUAAAUAAAAUAACAGAACAUAUGGGAUUAAUUGAAAUAGAGACUGG